AUGGCUCCGACGCGCGCACCCGAGAAAUCCACUUUCAUGACCGCCUCCAUGGCCACCAUUCGCCGGAGCGCACAGCAGUCUCGAAGACAGAUUACCGAUGAAACAGAGGAGCUCGAAAACUCUGCAGAAGCCAAUGGUGUGGGUCGCGAUAUGAAUGCAACACACGAAAAAACGGAAGCAUCGCAGAACACCUCCGAUGGCCCGCUGGACCACCUGAUGGCGAAAAUGGUAGACGACCAACGCAAGCGGUACGACGCGUCAAAGAACAACGUAGGUAGAGCUUACAACAACCAUUACCAAAGCGUCGAAGAUUCCAUAAACACCGUCUUUGACACACAUGUAACAGAGAUUACAACAGCCCACCAAGCGCAGCUCAAACGCCUCCAAGAACUCUUGGACCAAAAGGCUGCCAUUGAAACCGCUAUGAGGAAGCAGUUGGCAAGCUUGCAAAAGAUCUACGAUGCGCACUCUCGUGAUCUGGAGGCGGUGAUUGAUCGCCGACUGAGAGAAAUGAAGUGA
This is a messenger RNA of Alternaria arborescens, 519 nucleotides long. RefSeq lists its product as hypothetical. The coding region runs from base 1 to 519 and encodes 172 amino acids. The record is from RefSeq and is a predicted model, not a curated record. The transcript is spliced from 3 exons. Lineage: Eukaryota; Fungi; Ascomycota; Dothideomycetes; Pleosporales; Pleosporaceae.